AUGUGGAAAAUAAUUUUCUUUUUAGUAUCAUUACAACUAUCUAUAAUAGAAACCAAGUUUCUAGCAGGGCAGUGCCAAGCUAAAUCGUGUAAGAAUGGCGGAAUUUGUCACAAAGGUCCAGAGAGUAAUACUCAUUGGUGUAGUUGCCCUCAAGGAGUUUUUGGAUCAAGAUGUGAACGGUUAGCUUGUCCGGAUGUCUGUGAAAAUGGUGGACAAUGUUCUCGAGAUGGAUUAGACUUCAUAUGCAAGUGUCCUUUCGGCUUCGAAGGACGAUUCUGUGAGAGACUGUCAACAAACAAUAUCUGCAAAACAGAGUCUCUGUGUGGACCAUAUGGAACAUGUCAAUUGACAAACUCCCUAAACGAAUACAAGUGCUUGUGUCAGAAAGGAUGGAUAGGACAAUAUUGCUCCGAGCGAGAUCCAUGCCCUAUCGAUUACUGUAAGAAUGGAGGAAGUUGCAAUUUCAAUGGAAAAGAGAUAUCGUGCACUUGUCCAGCAAACUUUGAUGGUCCUCUCUGUCAGCAUGAGCUAGAUGCAUGUUUAUCACAGCCUUGUCUUAAUGGUCGUUGCAUUAGUAAGCCUGGCUCAUUCCGUUGCGAAUGUGACAAAGGAUUUGUCGGAUCAAGAUGUGAGAAUAGAAGUACUGCUUACCAAUGUUCAAUGGGUACAAGAAAUCUGGAAAACAGUUGUAAGAAUGGAGGAGUUUGUGCAUAUCAAGAUGGUCAAUAUUCAUGUGUGUGCCCGAAUAUGUUUGAAGGAGCUUUCUGUGAAAAAGAUGUCAACGAGUGUGCCGCUGCUAAUCAGCCAUGUAGAAAUGGAGGGACUUGUAUAAAUAAUAAUGGAGGAUUCGCCUGUGUAUGUCCCAAUGGCUUUGAAGGAGAACUAUGUGAAGUGGAUCGUGAUGACUGUGCCGGAAAUCCAUGUAGCUAUGGAUCUACAUGUGUUGAUGGCUUGGCCAUGUUCACCUGCGAAUGUCCUGUCGGAAAGACUGGAGUUCUUUGCGAACUGGAAGAUCAAUGUGUUACAAGACAACCUUGUAGAAAUGGGAAAUGUAUCACUGACUCUUCAUCAGGGGAAUACGCCUGUGAUUGUGACAAAGGGUUCCAGGGAUUGCAUUGCGACGAUGACAUCAAUGAAUGUGCUCUAGGAGAAGAGUUAUGUUAUAACAAUGGAACUUGUGUUAAUACUCCAGGUGGAUAUCAAUGCUUCUGCAACAAACCUUUCACUGGAAGUCAUUGCGACCAACUUAUGUCCUCUUGUGAGCCAGAUCCUUGUUUGAAUCAUGGAAUCUGCAUUGAUCACAUUGAACAUUUUGAAUGCAUUUGCAAAGAAGGAUUUUCUGGACCAAGAUGUGAAGUUCAUGGGACUACCUGCCCAGAAAAAGCUUGUCUUAAUGGAGGUGUUUGUGACGAGACUGUUUGUGUUUGCCCUAAAGGUUACUCUGGAAUGUUUUGUGAACAAGAAGGGAUUGUGUGUGGCAUGCAAACUUGUCCCUCUGGCACUGUAUGUAUUGACAAUGGUCCUAACAAUUUACCCGUAUGUGGAUGCCCUAAAGGUUUUUAUGGUUUGGAUUGUCAGCUGAGAGAAAUAACUAAUGAUUUGAACGGAUGCUUAACAAAUCCAUGUCUUCAUGGAAGUUGUCAGGACACCUCAGAUGGAUACAAAUGUAUCUGUCCCAAAGGUUAUGGAGGAAAGCAAUGUGAUGAGCCCAUCAAUCACUGUAACACAACAACAUGUUCAAACAACGGUACUUGUGUCCAUGAUAUUAAUGGGUUCGUGUGCCGAUGCCCUGAACCUUUCUCUGGCCAGCGCUGUGAACUGAGAUUUGAUGCAUGUGCUAACAAGAGCUGUGGUUCCAACGCUGUCUGUGAAAUCGAUGAACGUUUUGCUACUGCAAGAUGUGUUUGCAAGAAAGGCUUUACUGGAGAGUUUUGUGAUCAGGAUGUCGACGAGUGUGCCAAAAGUCCUUGUGAAAAUGGUAGCGUCUGUAAGAAUACAUAUGGUGGUUAUCAAUGCAAAUGUCCAAACCAAUACUCUGGUGUCAAUUGCGAAGUCAAGCAAGAUUUCUGUUCUAAGAAUCCUUGUGCGAACAACGGAACUUGCGUUGAAGAAUCAAAUGGUUUCAAAUGUUUGUGCCCAUCUGGAUUUAGUGGAUAUACAUGUCAAGCUGACAUAGAUGAUUGCAUUAAUAACCCUUGUCUCAAUGGAGCAACGUGCGUAGACGCUGUUGACAGUUACAAAUGUGAAUGUGGUCCAGGCUUCAGUGGAAGAGACUGCCAAAUUAAUGUGGAUGAGUGUAAACCUUAUGGACUUUGUUUGAAUGGAGGUACUUGUGUGGAUGGCAUCAAUUCCUAUAAAUGUGCUUGCAAACGAGGAUUUACUGGCCAGAACUGUCAGACAUUUGUUGAUGUCGAUCAGUUCAAUAUCACAGACAGAAUGGAGAAGGACUUCUGCAAAUCACGCAACUGUGCAUCCAAAGCUCAUAAUGGAGUUUGUGAUGAAGAAUGCAAUUUCUUCGGCUGUGAUUACGAUGGAAACGAUUGCUCAGCUAUGUCAAAGCCUUAUUCGAAGUGUACUCAUGCCAGCUAUUGUUCUCGAGUUUUCCGCGAUCACAAAUGUGAUGAGAUUUGUAACAAUGAGGCUUGUCUAUUCGAUGGUUUCGAUUGUGACAGACCAUCACCCAAUUGUCCUUAUAAAGACUAUUGUGAACAGCAUUACGCAGACAACAGGUGUGACCAGAAGUGUAACUCAUUAGGUUGUGGUUUCGAUGGAGGAGAUUGCGAGAAAUCAGAUGAGAAUAUCCUUUUCGGAGACGUUCUAAUGGUGAUCUUGAGUCCUCCUGAGGUGUUUGUCACCCAAGUCAAUAAGUUUUUGAUGACAUUGAGUAGCAAGCUUCGUGCUUCUAUCCGUAUCAAGUCUGAUGAUGAGGGACCAAUGAUCUUUAAAUGGACCGAUGGAAAUACUGGAGACAGAGUACCUGUGUCAGCUGAUCAGUCUCUCUCUAUCUCUUAUGGAGGAGUCCUGAGACAAAAACGAAAUGCCAAUCGUGGAGUUAUCGUUUGGAUUAACAUAGACGUUGCUUCUUGCUCCGGGGAUUGUUUCAGCGAUGUUGAUAUUGUUGCCAAUUAUUUAGGACAAGCUCAAGCUAAGAAGGAACUAGCUGAAAUCGGAAUGCCCAUAUAUGAAGCUAUUGCCAGACGGCCGGAUUCUCCGGAAGUACAUCAGCCGUCUUCCUUCUACGCUGCUCUUCUGUGUGGUAUCGGAGUUAUGAUAAUAUUGGGAUCAAUUUAUGUCCUUCAACAACAACGAAGAACUAGAAAGAGAAGAAUAGUUAACGCACCAACAUGGUAUCCUCCAACAGAGGCUCAAAAUAAACAGCUAUCCAUUCAUCAAGCAGAACAUACAGCACGAAUGAACUUGUUUGGAUCAAACAUUGAUCUUUGUAACUGUAAACGUCCCAAGAUUGAUUUGGAAUACUAUAAUCCUGAAUGUUAUGAUCAUAGCUGUGGAUCUAUCGCUAGCACAUCAAAACCUGUCGUGUUCAAACCACCUGCCAGUCCUUCAUUCAGCAAUCCUUCUAGCCUUCACCUACAGGCUUCUUCGAUUGAACCCAUUGCUACCCCUAUUGAUGCAGCUCAAGUUAAUUGUCGAGCUGGAGCUUCUUGUAGAACUCCUCUGAUGUGGCUAGCUGAGAAUACAUUGAAAUCCAUGGAUAUUGUUCUGGAUGAUGUGCAGAAAUUGUUCAAUGCUGGUGCUGAUUUGAAUAUGCAGGAUGACUGUGAGGAAACUGCUUUGUUUGUCGCCUGUAGAUUUGGGAGAUACGAACUUGUGAGAAAGUUACUCGAUCUCGGAGCAGAUCCAACUAUUAUGAAUAAUAAGAACAGUACUUGUCUUCAUCAAGCUUCUCAUAACGGUGACAUCAGACUAACAAAAGAACUAUUGAGAUUGAAAUCUGUUGUGAACGAGAUUAAUGAAGUUGAUGAAUUCGACAGAACAGCCUUGAUGGUAUGUGCGAUGAAUUGUAUCCUCAGUACGGAAGUUGCUGAAGCUCUUAUUGAGGCUGGUGCCGAUCCAUCUUUCCCAGGUGACAAGAGUGCCAGAACUUACAAGGGACGAACUGCUUUACAUUAUGCCGCUCAAUACAGUAACAUCAAAAUGCUCAAGUAUUUGUUGGCAGAAGGAGCUAAUAAAGAUGCUCAAGAUCUCGAGGAAUGUACUCCUUUGUUCUUGGCUGCCAAAGAAGGUCGUCUAGAGUCCGUGAUUAUGCUCGUUGAGGCUGGUGCAAGUGUUGAAAUCACUGAUCAGAAAGAAAGAACACCACGAGAAAUUGCUGAAGAUCAACACUUCUCUGAAAUCGUUGAAGUUCUCAAUUCUAAAACAACAGUACUUCCUCUGUCGGUCUGCAAUGGAAAAUCGCUUGUCAAGCACGGCAAAACAUCAGGCAAAGGAGUCAAGCGUGUUGCCGUUAAAAGAAAACCACAACCUCUUACUCCACCACAUUCGGACGGCGUUUCUACUCCAUCUCCAGAUAACUACUCCCUCGGUCGACCCUUACUCUGUAAUCAAUCAACUCUCCUUGACUCUCCUGUUAGUGAUCCUAUGUCUUCUCAUCGAGACAUCAAGUAUUCUCCAACGAACUGCACAAUGAUGACUCCUACCUACUGGAAUAAUUCAAACAUCUAUAUCAAGUCUUCUCCCCCCUAUGAAGAACAUCAUAGCGAGUAUGGAUUGGGCGCAACAUCAUUCUAUAGUUCUCAGGGAAAUCCAUUUGGAAACUCUUUCAUUUUUGAUACUUCCUCAACGGAAAAUCAUCCAUCGGGUACACCUCCUCUAUUCUUUCCAGCGUGUCAAUACUCAUCGCAAUUCCAUCAGGUUUAG
Auanema sp. JU1783 is the source of this 4878-nucleotide messenger RNA. Lineage: Eukaryota; Metazoa; Nematoda; Chromadorea; Rhabditida; Rhabditidae. The record is from the annotation of a GenBank genome assembly.